UCUACGUACUUACCACAAGUUUGAUUUUUUUUUUUUUAACUCUGGAAAGCUCUUGGGUGAACUCGUAUCAUGGGACAGGCCCCUUAAUCAUUUCAAUGGUCGAGGUCAGAUAACUUCAUCUGAAGGAUAACCUGUUAGGCACUCUAUGUAUGAAUGAUUCAGUAUCCCCAAUCAAAAUCAACACCACACUACAGCACUCUUAUUUUGUGGAGUAGAUUUCAAAUAUUAAACAUGCCAAUUUGAAAGUUAUCAAGCAUCAAUAAGAUAAUUACUUGAAAUAAACUUGUGUAUCACUUGUUUUUAACCUGUGUGUCAAUUUUCUUUCAAGCUGGUGGGUAUCACAUUUAGUCCAAAUUAAUAUGUAAAACUAUCUGUAAUUAAGAAUUGAGACAAAUGUACUGACAUAAACUAUAGAAGAGUUUCAAUAUGUCUUCAGCAUCCAGGACUCGAAUCCCAGAACUUCCUUCCCUAAAAUCAUUUUCCUCUUUUAAGUCCUUCCUUAAAAACGUCCUCAUUUGUAUUAGCUUUUGGCUAAUUGUUCUCAAUGUUGCCUUUUGUGAAUGAGGAUCAAUUGAAGUGCUAAAUGCAUGUUUGAUAUAUUAAAGACUAAAUUCAAUUAGAAGCUGCUGUUGUUGAAAUGAAUUAAACAGCUAAAAUAAAUGUGGAUUGGGUACAUUCCCAUUUGUUCACUGUACAUGGUUUUAUAGAUCCAAAUUGUUUCAUUAAACCUUCUGAAAAAUAUUCAUUUAAUAUUUUCCCAAUUUUUGGUAGAUGGUGCCAAUGCCAAAACCAUGAAAUUUCUCAAAAAAUGCAUUUGGGUUGUAGUUCCAAUUAGCUGCAGGUUUCCUGGAGGCUAUGAUUUGUGUGAUGAACAUCUUAACAUUUCUGUAUAAUUUUUCUGAAAACUCCCGAGAGCUAGCUGGCAUCUUCACUAAGAGCCAGUGAGAUAUCUGAGAGAAACUGAGCAAAAUGCUUAAUGAAAUUCAAGUCUUGCAAUUUCCUUGACAUUGCUGCCUGGAGAACGAUCUUACACUCAUUAUUGAAGUUUAAGUCCAAAAAUAGGAGACCAUUACGUGUCAUAUAAAACCAAGGCUGAGAUAGAGUCUACUCAAUAGAUUUUGUGGUAUUAGAAAUUAACUUGCAAAUGAACCUAGACUUGUCAGGAAAAUAACUGGAAAAAUAACAUUAUUCAUAAAGAAUGAAUUAAUUGCUGUCUCAGAAUAUUAAUAGAGAUAUUUUUAAACAUGUUUGUUCUAGGAAUUGAGCUUUGGAGUAAGCUUAUUAUGGAUACUAGAGGAAAUAGAGGCAGUCAAAAAAAAAAAAAGAUGUUUGGUCUGUGGGGUCACACCCCCUAUGUCUCAACUGACUGUAUCCAGUUAUCACAAGGUUGCUUUGGCUUGUAUCUGAUAGUCGUAUUGAUCUGACAGAAACUAUACUCAUUAUACCUUGUAUUAGGAUAUCUACUUUGAAUUCUCUGUAGCCUACAGUCAUUUAUAUUUGUCAGGAAUCCGUGCCAACAGAGAGCAAGUGGGAAUUCAGCUGAAAGCAGUUGAAAUGACAGUAUCACAUUUUGAGUUUUAUGCAAUCUUCAGCCUCAAACAAUCAAAUCAAAUUUACAUAAAGUAAUUGGUAACAUUUGCAGAAAGAAAUAUUUAAGUAAAUUGCUCUAAUCUAAUUUUUAUACAAAAUAUGCAUAUAUAUUAUCAAAGUCAUGAUGAAGUGGACUUUUCCUGCAUUGCCCACAUUUGGAUUUACUGUAUUAUUGAACAUCACGGAAAUGUCACUCCUUAUAUUUGGGUUACCUCCUGCAGCUGUGAAAUGCGGAGAAGCCCCAGAGGUUAAUUUCUGUUUUAUCUGGCUGUGCCAAUUCAAACCUUCAUCAGCAGAAACAAUUAUCCGCUGCCCUAACUUGCUUAGUAUUCAGUGAAUAUCACAUAGCCUUAAACCUUUCUUAUCACUACCCAAAUAUUUCAAAUAUGAAGGUUAGUUACACUGUGGCCAACUACAUUCAUAUUUAAAUUUUUCAUGAAACUUUUGAAUUAAGUCAGCAUUUCAUGAAACUUUUGAAUUAAGUGCGCAUUAAUGUUUAAAGGCUCAGAAGGUGGCACCUUUAUGUAAAUAAGGUAAGAGAUUUUGCAAAUAGGUAUGCUGCUACCACAAGAGGACAUGCGUGUAUUGGGGGCAUCAGGAGAGUUGCUUUUUACUAAUCUUGGAGGAACCAUUGCUUCGAUUGAAUUGUUUGAGGAAAUUAGGGAAAAUAAUCAGAGGAACAUUAUUACUAUCCUGAAGAACAUUUAAUACAUUUAACUUCAUUCAUGACAAGUGAACAACAUUUAAUUAACUAAACAUUUCAAAUUGUCCUCCUCAAUUAUAAUCAGGCAUUUUUAGAAAAUAUAUGAUUUCUAGCUUGAAACUGGAGAUGCUUUGAUGAUUGUCCGUGUUCAUCAUGCUGUGAUAACUGUUCCCUUUUAAGUAAUCUGCACACAAUAUAAUCUCGCAGCUAUUGUGGAGAAGAAGGUGAUCAAAGCAAUAACAUUAAAACGUUUGUAAAUGUUUCGACGCGACGUUGCAGCGAUUCAGUUAUGGUUUACAUUUUCUCCGAGCGCUGGACUCAUGGCAAAGUCAAUAAGUCACGAUAGCCCCGGUGAAAGGCAGCUUGCCCGAGUGCACCUGUUUGCCGGAAUCGGUUCGUCAAUAAAAGCCCUGACCUCCUUUCCUCUCUCAUCAUCGCCAUGGGGUAGAGUGGAUGGAGUGACAUUCGCCAAAUUGCCGCCAAGCUGCCCCCGAGCACGGCCAGAUAUCAAAAGGCAGGAUUAUUCUGUGGCAAACGGCACUUGAGGCAGGGCUGGUAGCAAUGACGGCCGGCGUGGUGAGCACCAAGUGAGGGGAGGGGAGAGGAGGGGAGGGGGGUAAGACAGUCCCCGGGAGUGGGCUGCCAGGCGGCUGGGCUGGGCUCGCUGACUGCCGAGCACUCAGCAUUGCGAGCGGAAAGCCUUUAUUCGUGGUUCCCUCUCGCACUUGCCAGCCUGCGAGCGUCCUCCCUCUCUUUUUUUAUUCUGUCAUUCCAACCCUGAAUUCCUCAAACUCGCAUCUGCCAUUAACCGUGUGUUUCCCGCUGGUCCGAGUGGAGUCGCCUGAGCAGCGGAGGAGCGGAGAGGAGGCGAGGGGUGGAGAGGAGAGGAGAGGAGAGGAGAGGAGAGGGGGCGUCCGACACGAUUCUCCCGGAGACGCCGCUUUGUCAGGUGUGAAGGCAACGAGAAGAAGCCGACAGCCCGGCAACAAAAAAAUAAUAACAACAGCGGCCGGAGCCGAGAAGCCGGAGAGAAGAUGAGCAACUUCUAGGCCAGGACAGAAAUUCUUGGAUUGUCUCAUCAUGUUGUACAGCUUCUCUACUCCUUUUUUUUAUACACUGCUCCUCAAUUGAUAAUGUUUGUGAAGGGUAACACUUUGGGACUGUGGGAUGUAAGGUGUAGGAUGUUUCCUGUGCCACUUUCGAAAGGGCAACAACAUCACAUCUGGCCGAUGACUGAAGAGCCCCCUGCUUGGAUUUUGACUGCGCCGGCUGCACCUGGUCUUUUUAGAAUCAUUGGCCCUCCACAUCUUCAUCCUUUGACUUCUCCACGUGCCCCUCCUGAAUUUCUACAAGCUCCAUCAGCAUGGCAGAUUCCAUAUGAUUCUUUCAUUCCUUUGAUGAUGCUGCCUUCUCCACCAGAACCAGCAGUUGUUCAGCUUCCACUUUCAACUAUGCAGUGGGAGCAAAUUGUGCAUCCACCAAUCGUCGGACUUCCUCUGCCUGUUGGUGUGGACGUCAUCUCCAUCGUUCCACAUGUGCACAGUUCUCCCCGGAGACCAUCAAAUAAGAGCUGGGUGAAUAAACGAACGCCUCAUUGCAAAGUUUAUUUAAAUAAUGCGAUUGCUGUGGAAUCGAACUGGGGAAAGCCAGAGGAUAUGAAAUUUUUCCAUGGAUAUAAAAAGCCCAUUUUAAAAACAAAUCGAGUAGCAGUGGCACUCUCAUCAGUCGCCAAACCUACAUCAUCACCAGGCGCCAGACCCUUUCUCUUGGUAACACCUCAGUCCAUCACUGCGACACCCUCCACAUUCCCGAGUGCUCAAUUGCUCAGACAGAUUUAUUGUCUCCAGCCAGGUUUGGGCAGAAGAAAUUGUGGCCAACCCGCAACAUGUGACAUCAAAGGCAUCGGCCAAUUUGAUGCAAGGGACCCAAGCAUCGAUAAAGAGAAAGGGUCUUACCAGAAAUCAUGUACCAAGGCUUCCAGUGCAAUAUCAGGAGUGAAAAAAGAAUCAAAUGUGAAUUCAGAAGAGAAUAAUUUAAAGAAAGCCAUUGGUGAGAAGAAAACAGUACGUCACCAGACCAAGCCUGUGGCAUCCACUCCUGUACCUGGAUCCCCAUGGUGUGUUGUCUGGACUGGAGAUGACCGUGUAUUUUUCUUCAACCCCUCAAUACAACUGUCAGUGUGGGAUAAGCCCGUGGAACUUGAAGGCCGAGGUGAUAUCAACACAAUUAUUCAAGACCCUCCUCAUAAGCGCAAAAUAGAAUUGGCCACAUCAAAAGAUGAAACUUCUAAUCAUGAAGAGGCAAAUGAAGAACACCUUAUGAAAACGAAAAGAAACAAAACUGAGCAGCCAGAGAUUGCUAAUUCAGCAAAGGAAGAAAUGGAUGGGAAAAACCUGGGAAAUACCCCACACAGAACUAUUGUCCCCUUGGAAGAACGCAUUAAUCAUUUCCGGGAUAUGCUUCUGGAGCGAGGGGUCUCCGCAUUUUCUACGUGGGAAAAGGAGUUGCACAAAAUAGUGUUUGACCCUCGUUAUCUCCUUCUAAACCCAGAGGAACGUAAACAGAUUUUUGAGCAGUUUAUCAAAGCAAGAAUUAAAGAAGAAUACAAAGAGAAAAAGUGUAAACUACUCCAGGCCAAAGAAGAAUUUAGAAAACUGCUAGAAGAAUCCAAACUCACACCCAGAUCCACGUUUCAAGAAUUUGCAGAAAAAUAUGGAAGGGACCAUCGAUUUCGAAUGGUACAAAAGAGGAAAGAUCAAGAACAUUUCUUCAAUCAAUUCAUAAAUAUUCUCAAAAAGAGGGACAAAGAAAAUAGAAUCCGGCUGAGAAAGAUCAGAUAAAACAUCACGGAAACUUCACUCAAUCAAAACUGAGCCACUGUGACGGAUAGGAUAACGAAGGAAUUUCAACCACCUUAUCUGUGCAGUGUUUGGAUAAUUGUAUCGUAACAAUAUAAAAUAAGGUAUUUUUUAAUUUAAAGUUUGCAGGACAUACCAGCUCAGACAUCUCCACCAAUAGUAUUUACUUCAUUGUUUCUCAGAUGUCUGGUAUAUUAUUUAAAAUGCAUUUACCAUAUUCUUGCUUGACAUUUAAGCGGUUUGAAACAAGAUCAUUUAAUUUCCCUGUACUCAUUAUGUAAUAAUGAAUAACCUCCAUGAUAAUUAAAGUACCCACAUAUAGGCUAGAAAAGGAUUUAAUUUAUUUUAAAUGGCAUCUUCUCACACUGAAACAAGGCUGAUUACAAGUGGGGAAGGUUGGUGGACUGGUACUUUAAAUAGAUUUUACUUUUCUCAACGCUAUUUCCAAGUAAAAAUCACAUUGUUACCGUACAAAAAUAGCACUAAGUUCUGUUUGCCAAGAACAUUGGGAUUCUAAGACAUUGUGAUAGAAUUUUAAUGCCAUUGUUUUCAAAUAGUGUUUUAUAUUUUAAAAAAACGAAGCUAGUUCCAAAAGUCAUCUCUGAGUUGUUACAUUAUUAAUAUUAACCUGCCAAACAGGUGUUGAUGCUCAACAAGAAGGCUGCAGCCAAUACAGUGAAAUAACAAUAAUUUUUACUCAAAAUGUCAUCUUGUGGAAUUGCACUGUUAAAUUACAACUGCAGUAUAUAAGGAAUAAGAUAGCAAUUUUAGUUUAUUUAUGUAUUCUGUAUUUACUAGUGUCUGAAAAUAGUGACUGUAAGAUUGGAAAAAGUACAGUAUAACAAGACUAUUUACAUUACUAUGUGCUCUUUAUUAAGUUUGUUUGCCUCAUCAAAUUUGUUGAAACUCAUGAAAUGUAGAGUGCCUAAUCCGUAAGCUAGCUUGGUGUUUAAAAUAUUAGAAGGUAGCCAUUCAAAUCUGCCUGCAUAUUCUAAAAUUUGGCUUUUUACAAUGCAAUAAUUUUAAAUGCCGCUUGCAGUAAAGUAACCCAUUUACAGUACAGUUUUGUAAUGUAAUGCUUUCAGACAUUAUCUGAGCUUAUAAUUUAUCUAGAAAGGCAGUAUUUUAGUUUUGUCAGUCAUAAUGGUAAUUUCCAUUUAUAGUUUAUUGCUUACAUUUUUUUUAAAGUAUGUACAUAAUUCACAGUAUUUUCAUUAAUAAAUAUUUCACA
This is a messenger RNA of Leucoraja erinaceus (little skate), 6382 nucleotides long. It is a transcript of the gene tcerg1l, whose product is annotated as transcription elongation regulator 1 like. The transcript has 13 exons. Lineage: Eukaryota; Metazoa; Chordata; Chondrichthyes; Rajiformes; Rajidae. Gene Ontology annotation, molecular function: RNA polymerase binding; transcription coregulator activity. Bases 3427 to 5133 code for a protein of 568 amino acids. The record is from RefSeq and is a predicted model, not a curated record. Gene Ontology annotation, cellular component: nucleus.